UUUUAAAUUGUCACGACGUUCUUACAGCUCUAAACAGUAUAUAUGUUUAUAUAUAUUUUAAUUUCUACAUAAGAUAUUUUACUAUUUCUCUCGAAACAAAGGCGUUCAAUAAUAAUUUUUUUUGUCUGGGAAAAGAAAUGUCUCAGAAAGAAAUUAAGGAGGCUUUUGUCAGCAAUCUGAAUGGGACAACCCUGGGAGAGAUCUCGCUGGGUUCAGCCCUGGCGCCGCUGUGUUUGCUCAGCAGGGGGCUGGGGCUCAUCUUGUAUUUUCUUGGCAAAGGCGUUUUUCCCUUUCCCUGGAAGGUCCAUCUUCUUCUGGACUUCACCGUGGUGGUGCUGCCUCUCAUCCUGUCCUGCACGGUGCUGAGUGACGCAUUGCAUGUGGUGAUCGUGAGUCUGGCUGCCUUCGAUGCCAGCAUGCUGUUCCGGGUGUACCACAGGAGGAAGCACAGUCCUGCUGUGCCCUUCAGGAGGACAUUCAAGGACUUUCUGGGGAGCUCCUUGGAGACGGACCGCGUCCCCUUCGUUACAGUGUUCCGAGUGCUCGUCAACGUGAAGACCGCCAUCAGCAUCCUCGCGGUGGACUUUGCGAUAUUUCCCAGGCGCUACGCGAAAAGCGAAACCUACGGAACGGGAGUCAUGGAUUUUGGUGUGGGAGCCUUCAUCCUGGCUAAUUCUCUCGUCUGUCCCGAGGCAAGGAGGAAGCAGCCCCCACCGUCCAAGUUCGCCCAUUUGACUAAGCAGCUGCUGUCGGUUUGGCCCCUGGUCGCCCUGGGCCUGGCGCGGCUGUUGAGCGUCAAAGCCACGGGCUACCAUGAGCACGUUUCAGAGUACGGGGUGCACUGGAAUUUCUUUUUCACUCUGGCCAUCGUGAGGGCGGUGGCCUCCUUGCUUCUGUCCGUCUUCCCGGUCAACAGGUCGUGGCUUCUGGCUGUAAUCAUUGGUGGGUCCUACCAGGCGGCUCUUGAGUUGACGGACCUCAAAUCCUUCAUCUUGAAUGGCAGCGACAGAACAGGUGGAUUUGUGAGUGCGAACAGAGAGGGCGUGUUCUCUGUCAUCGGAUAUGUAGCCAUCUACAUGGCUGGGGUUCAGGUGGGACUUCAUGUGAUGGAGAGCAGGAUGGUGGUGAAGGACUGGAUCAAGGCAAUAGCCCGUCUCCUCCUGGGAAGUUUUGCGUUGUGGGCUGUCCUGUUCGUUUGCCAGAUGUUUGUGGAACCAGUGUCCCGCAGGAUGGCAAACCUUUCAUUCGGCAUCUGGACAGUGGCCCAGUCCCUCUAUUUUCUCUGCUGUUUAUCUGCUGCGGAUCUUGUUUUGGCUUUUGCCAAAUUUCUGUCCAACUGCCGUUCUGUGUCAUCCUCUUGGAGUCCUUCUCAAGCCCCUCAGACACAAAACAGUGACUCCAAAUCCAGCUCGGUAGACAGAAAAAUCAGGGAGGACAUAGAGGGGCUUUGUCUCAUUCAAGCGGUCAACAGAAACCAGUUGUUAUUCUUCAUGUUGUCAAACAUCAUGACAGGUUUGACAAAUGUGAUGGUUGAUACUAUUCAUAGCAGCAGUGUGUUUUCAGUAUUUGUCCUGGUUUUCUAUAUGUUUGCAAACUCUUUUAUUGUCUAUGUUUUACAUCUCCAGAGAAUUACAGUGAAGUUCUGGUAGCCAUUUCCAUUAAUGAGAUAACCUAGUUGGUUUUAGGUGCUUGGAAAUAUUACUCCUAUCUAAAGAACAGGGGUUUGUGUAGCCCUGUUUCUACAAUAUUGAUAUUAAGUGCUGCUUAAAGGGAUUUCUGCGUAAGUCUUGAGUUUUAUGAUAUUGACUCUUUGAAUCGCAGACGUUUUAGCAUGAGUCGUUAUUUGAAAUUAGCAUGAUCUCAAAAACCCUGAUUGCCUGGUGCAGGUAUUAUUUAUUUUUUUUAACUGAGAGAGUGCAAUAUUUGUUUUAAACAAUGUGGAUCAAAAUGUUAAGGCCAAAUGCAUGGAUAUGAAAUAUGGGAAUCUGUGUAAUUUAGAACAAACUCAUACUUAGUUCCUCAGAUGUUAUUCCACUCAGGCUGUGUUACAUAGUUGAUGUAAUUAAUUAUAACAAUGAUAAAUUACAACCAUGUUAUUAUAUUCUUGAAUUCAGAAUUUAAAUCAAGAAUUUAUUUAGAUAUAGUUAUAUACAGUAUAAUAUAAUUGUCUGCUUCACUUGUUUAAAGACGUCCCAUGUCAACCCAAAGAAACAUUAGCUUUGUAACUGAAAGCUGUACAGGUUUAUACUUUGUCCUGCAUAUGCAAUGUAAUGGGUUCAUUUUUACAGAAAACUUUAGAUGUUUUGCUGAAUGUAUUAUUGAUUUAUUCUGUGUAUAUGCCUAAUUUAGGUUGUGUAAUUAUUUUCAUUGCAGGGAGAUUGUAGAUUAAAGAAUUAAAAUCCUUUUAAGUUGGCAGUUUUUAAAAUGUUCAGUUAAUUUUCAUUUGAACAGUCUGAUGUCUAAGCAACAAGAAUAUAUGAAUUUGUAAACAGCUUUUGUGAUUCCUUAGCAUGACACUUUAGAUUUGAAUUAUUUCUUAGAAUGUUUCUUGUAUCUUUUAAUAAGUUAGAGUCCUAAGAAUAAAACCCAAACAGUAAAUGACUGAAACUAUGAGUGACAUCUUCCUUGAAUUACAACUCCAAGGCAUAUUUUUAAGUACAAACAAGUGACAAAAGUUCAAAGCUGAAGUAAUUCACGAAAGAACGUCUCAGAAUGGGCUAGUUGAAAGGGAUAUUACAUUUCCUUCAAGGCUUCUAAAAGUUUUUUAAAAUAU
This is a messenger RNA of Lepisosteus oculatus (spotted gar), 2773 nucleotides long. Lineage: Eukaryota; Metazoa; Chordata; Actinopteri; Semionotiformes; Lepisosteidae. The record is from RefSeq and is a predicted model, not a curated record.